Molecule: messenger RNA, 1140 nt
Organism: Toxotes jaculatrix (banded archerfish)
Lineage: Eukaryota; Metazoa; Chordata; Actinopteri; Toxotidae
Product: red-sensitive opsin
Exons: 6
Coding region: 67-1140 (357 amino acids)
Biological process (GO): G protein-coupled receptor signaling pathway; visual perception; phototransduction
Cellular component (GO): membrane; photoreceptor outer segment
Molecular function (GO): G protein-coupled receptor activity
Source: RefSeq, a predicted model, not a curated record
AGUCACCCAAGGAGGUUGCAAGUGACAAGAAAGGCCGACUGCUGAGGACCUCCUUCUAAGAUCAGAAUGGCAGAAGAGUGGGGAAAACAGGCAUUUGCUGCCAGGCGACACCAUGAGGAUACAACAAGGGGAUCUGCCUUUGCUUACACAAACAGCAACAACACCAGAGAUCCCUUUGAGGGUCCCAACUACCACAUUGCUCCUCGAUGGGUUUACAACGUUGCAACAGUCUGGAUGUUUUUCGUGGUUGUUGCAUCAGUCUUUACCAAUGGUCUUGUGUUGGUGGCCACAGCAAAGUUCAAGAAACUCCGUCACCCACUGAACUGGAUCUUGGUCAAUCUUGCAAUUGCUGAUCUUGGAGAGACAGUUUUUGCCAGCACCAUUAGUGUAUGCAACCAGUUUUUUGGUUACUUCAUCCUGGGACACCCAAUGUGCAUCUUUGAGGGCUUUAUUGUCUCAACUUGUGGAAUCACUGCUCUGUGGUCCCUGACUGUCAUCUCCUGGGAGAGAUGGAUAGUUGUGUGCAAACCUUUUGGAAAUAUCAAAUUUGAUGCCAAAUGGGCCAUAGGUGGAAUUGUGUUCUCCUGGGUCUGGUCAGCAGUGUGGUGUGCACCCCCCGUCUUUGGCUGGAGCAGGUACUGGCCUCAUGGACUGAAGACUUCUUGUGGACCCGAUGUAUUCAGUGGAAGUGAAGACCCUGGAGUCCAGUCCUACAUGAUUGUGCUUAUGAUCACAUGCUGUAUCAUUCCCCUGGCUAUCAUUAUCCUCUGCUACCUUGCUGUCUGGUUGGCUAUCCGUGCUGUUGCCAUGCAGCAGAAGGAAUCAGAGUCGACCCAGAAAGCUGAGAAAGAAGUAUCCAGAAUGGUGGUUGUCAUGAUUUUUGCAUAUUGUUUCUGCUGGGGACCAUACACCUUCUUUGCCUGCUUCGCUGCGGCCAACCCCGGAUAUGCCUUCCAUCCUCUGGCUGCUGCCAUGCCUGCAUACUUUGCCAAGAGCGCCACCAUCUACAACCCAAUCAUCUAUGUCUUCAUGAACCGACAGUUCCGCACAUGCAUCAUGCAGCUCUUUGGCAAACAAGUGGAUGAUGGCUCUGAAGUAUCCACAUCAAAGACAGAGGUCUCCUCCGUGGCUCCUGCAUAA